AUGCUGCCCUCAUCGGUGCGGCGCGUGGUCGCUUCGGCGCCGCAGUCCCCUCUCGUCGCCUCCCUCACCACCUCCGCUCCGAGAGCGGCUACGGCCACCAUCACCCUUCAGCAGAGACCCGUCGGUGGCCACCAGAGACGAUGGUCCUCCUCGAGCCCCUCGAACCCGAAUAACAACGGAUCCAAGGACAUUCCUGCCCAGGGCCAGUCCGUCCAUGCCUCGACAUCAUCGAGCUCCAGCAGCAGCGGCAAGGCCAACGGCGAGAAGCGGAAACGAAAGAGCAAGGACAGCGCCGAUAGGGAGGCUGCGCAGAAGCUGCCCAGCGUGCCCAGCACACAACAUCUUUCCCAAGAAGCUCUCGGCUUGUCAACCUUUUUCUCGCUGCACCGGCCGAUAUCUGUGACCCACAGCAUGCCCAAGUCAGUGACGGAAGAAGCCUUCGCCGCCAUCUUUAAGCCCCGGAGCAGGGCGAACAAGGUCACCGAUGUCAUCUCAACACUAUCGCGGACGACCGAUGACCUCGAGGGCGCCAUGGCCAAGAUGACCAUCGGCCACCAGGAGACGGAUGCGUCAGGCGAGCCCGUCCAAAAGAUCGACUUCAAGAACCCCGACGGCACCGAGUCGAGCGUCUACGUCCAGCUCAACAGCAUGGCCGGCCAGUUCGUCCCCUUCCGCCCUCCCCCGGCCCCCGAGGCCAUGGGCGAGACCGCCGACGCCGCGACAUCCCAUGCCGCCGCCGCCGAGUCCGCCGUCGAGGACCUCCUCGACGAGACCCCCCACCACCGCGUCUACAAGGCCAUGUUCACCAUCGAGGAGACGACCGACGCCGACGGCCAGGUCCAGGUCCUCGCCCACAGCCCCAAGAUCAUGCAGGACGGCGGCGACGCGCCCCGCUCGUUCCUCGAGCGCAUGGCCCUGCGCCAGAUGAAGUUUGACGAGGCGCAAGGCCACGAUACCAUGCACGCCCUCAGCGUCAAGCGCCAACGCAAGCUCAAGAUGAAGAAGAAGAAGUACAAGAAGUUGAUGAAGCGCACGCGCAACCUGCGCCGCAAGCUGGACAGAAUCUAA
This is a messenger RNA of Colletotrichum costaricense, 1068 nucleotides long. RefSeq lists its product as uncharacterized. Lineage: Eukaryota; Fungi; Ascomycota; Sordariomycetes; Glomerellales; Glomerellaceae. The transcript is spliced from 2 exons. The record is from RefSeq and is a predicted model, not a curated record. The coding region runs from base 1 to 1068 and encodes 355 amino acids.